AUGUCAGAAGCUGCUACUUAUGAGGGAAUUCGGACAAAAAUGAUUGAUUGUGCCCAAAUAAUUCUUAUGCCUGAAGCACCUUUCACCAAAUACUAUUUGAUAGUCAGACAGGAGUUCACCUGGAAAAAGAAAUUCUUUGCUAAAGCUUCAGCUCAACUUAUUGAUGUGUCAAUGUCUCUUGGUCGCAAAUCCUCCAUACUUGAAAUGCCCAUGUCUAGAAAUCUCUAG
Rodentolepis nana is the source of this 228-nucleotide messenger RNA. The record is from the annotation of a GenBank genome assembly. NCBI's taxonomy places the organism in Eukaryota, Metazoa, Platyhelminthes, Cestoda, Cyclophyllidea, Hymenolepididae.